AGUCUUCUCUCUUGAUUCUCCUCCUCUCACCUCUCCUGCUUGUCUGGUUUUUUCUUUUCCCUCAGGUCUCAUCUGUCCUUUAUUUCAUUUUUAUUCUUCUGCUCCACUGCUUUUUCUCCUCGUCUUACUCCAGCUCCAGUUUCACCAUUAAUUCAUUCGCUUUUCAGUUCUUACUUUCUUCCUUACUUUUUUUUUUUUUUUUAUUCGUACCCUCUAUUCAUUUUGUUUCCCCUAACCUCUAAAAUUUUGUUAUGGCUAAUUGCUCUCAGCAGGCUUUUCUCUCUGUCUGUCACGCUGAUUCCUAUCAUGUGAUGACACUGUGGUAGCUUGUUAUUAGUGGCCUGUGGACUGCUGCUCAACACACUUCCAAACUAACAACAUCCCAGAAUUAUUCAUUUGGAACCAAAGUGACCAUGCCUGCUAUUACAGUUAUGACAGACGCUGCUGUGUAGACAGGAUCUUUUUUUUUCUUUUUCUUUCUCCUUUCUUUUUCUUUCUUUCUUUCUUUUUUUUUUUUUUACUUUUUGUUGCUUUGGACCAGAUACCAGAACUCCUAAAUGGCUGAGGAGAUUUUAAUUCCAUCAUCGGGGAAAAUCACUUCGCAACUGACUGGUUCUCUGCUAGCAGUGGCAUUCUUGACUUCAUUUGGGAGCUCUAUGUUGUAUGGCUACAACCUGGCUGUGGUCAACUCCCCUGCUGCAUACAUAAAGAGUUUCUACAACAAAACGGUUGUGAGUCGUAAUGGGACGGGACUCAGUGGGGAGACCCUGACGCUCAUGUACUCUCUCACUGUGUCCGUCUUUGCCAUCGGAGGUCUGCUGGGCUCCCUCAUCGUCGGUAUGCUGGUUUCUCGCUUUGGCAGGAAGGGUACAGUGGUCAACACAACAGUGCUGGUGUUUAUAGCUGGCUCCCUGAUGGGCUUCAGUAGGAUUUGUGGUUCACCUGAAAUGGUCAUCAUUGGCCGCUUCAUCACAGGGAUACAUUCAGGGAUCUCUCUCAGUGUCGUACCGAUGUACCUUGGUGAGAUAGCGCCAAAGAACCUGAGAGGAUUUCUGGGUCUUGUUCCGAGCAUCUUUAUAGGAACCGGAGUCUUUGCUGCCCAAAUCCUCGGCCUCCAUGAGCUCCUGGGAAAGGAGGAGUACUGGCCUCUUUUUCUUUCAGUGGUGUUUGUGCCGACGUUCAUCCAGCUGCUGCUGCUGCCAUGGUUCCCAGAGAGCCCUAGGUACUUGCUGAUCGAGAAGAAUAAUGUUCAUGCCACAAUUACAGCUCUGAAAUGGUACAGAGCCAAGUGUGACAUCCAGGCUGAAAUCGAAGAGAUGCAGGAGGAACAGCGCUCCCUGUCCUCCGUAGAAACGCUGUCGGUCUGGAAUCUGUUGCUGGACGAUUCGGUCCGAUGGCAAGUGUUGAGUGUGAUGGUUAUCAACAUUGGCAUGCAGCUAUCUGGGAUUGAUGCUAUCUGGUUCUACACGAACGACAUCUUUAAGAACGCCGGCAUCCCAGUACCAGAGAUCCAGUAUACGACAGCAGGAACAGGAAUCAUAGAGAUCAUCGCUGGGCUCAUCGGGUGUUUCACUAUAGAGAAGGUGGGAAGGAGGCAUCUCAUGAUUGGGGGUUUCACCAUGAUGGGGAUCUGCAGCGCUGGAAUCACAUUAGCCCUCAUUCUUCAGGUAAAGUUACUAUUUAUGCGCUACGUCAGCGUCUGCUGUGUGGUUGGCAUCAUUGCUGGCUUCUGCAUCGGACCAGCUGGGGUUCCCUUCCUGAUCACAGCAGAACUGUUCAAACAGUCCCAUCGUCCUGCAGCCUACAUCAUAGGAGGCUCCUUGAACUGGCUCUCUAAUUUCACCGUGGGCUUCGUCUUCCCCUUCCUACAGAUGUCUGCCGGCUCCUAUUGCUACCUGGUGUUCGCCACAGUUUGUUUUUCGGUCGCCAUCUACGUUUAUAUUGUAAUCCCAGAGACGAAAAACAAGACCUUCAUGGAGAUCAGCAGGAUGUUCUCCAAGAAGGAGUCGAUCCUGGAGACCCAGGGGGUGUUCCACGUCGACCAGCUGAAGCUGAAGAAGAUGAACGGAUACGGCGGUUUGGAUCACACAUCGCUGGAGUUCGACAGCUCCUCCUCUGUACCGUAACUCAGGUUAAGGUUCUGUGAAGAAUUUAUUCUGCUCACCAAAUCACCAGUCAUUAGGCCUCUGUGGUCUUUCCCUUCUCUUUGGCACUGAGAUAUUUACGACUUCUGUUAAACUCUGGGCUCAAAGCCCGGUUCGGUUUAUCCAGUUCUAUUAUAUGUGCUCGGUAACUUUCACAUUGUUCCUGUAUUUUGUCUUAGCUGCACCUCAGAGUGAUGCUUUCACAUGUCAGCACAACAACCACUGACUGGCAGAUCUGGAUGGAAGUGUGUAAGCUAAUCUAACAGAGACAUUUAACAGCCUGAGACCUUGUUUAUCUUGUGAAACUCAAGAGUGUAUUUGUUAUAAAGUUAAAUUAAUCUGUAACAGUCAGUUGACCAAAUUAAGCAAGUGGAGCUCCCAGUUUUUAAUUCAUGUUGAUUUUCCGGACAUAAGAAAACUACGGAGCCCCUAGAGGACAUGGAGGGUAUUUUUUUUCUUUUGCGUUCUCUCGCAAUCAUCUACUGAUCAGUUCAUGUGGCAUCAUUGAAUAAUGUAAUACUGUAAGCCUUUCUUACGGUGGCCAUCGCACUUUCUGCUAUAAUAUAAGGUUUUCAAAAAGUU
Messenger RNA from Poecilia reticulata (guppy), 2726 nucleotides. RefSeq names its product solute carrier family 2 member 15a (gene slc2a15a). The record is from RefSeq and is a predicted model, not a curated record. Lineage: Eukaryota; Metazoa; Chordata; Actinopteri; Cyprinodontiformes; Poeciliidae. Gene Ontology annotation, molecular function: D-glucose transmembrane transporter activity. Gene Ontology annotation, biological process: dehydroascorbic acid transport. Gene Ontology annotation, cellular component: plasma membrane.